AAAAGGAAAAAACCUUCUCUUUUGUUUGUUUGCUUCUUCUUCUUCUUCCCUUCUCUCUCUUUCUUAACAAAACCUCACAGUGUCCUUCUCUCUCUCUAAAACUCCCUCUUUCUCUCUGACUCAAGUUUCGAUUUAUUCUCUUGAUUUAACGUUUUCUCACUCAUCAUAAUCAUAAUCAUAAUCAUCAUCAAUAAUCUUCUCUCGAUCGCAAUCUCAGUAAAGAAAAAAAAUCUACAGUCAAAAUCAAAGUCUUUGAUCUUGACUGUUUCGAUGUUUUUUAAAUUUUGACUCGGAUUCGAUCUCCUUUUAAAAAUAAAAAAUCACAGAAUCAAAAAUUUAAUUCUUUUUCUUAAUGGGACAGUGUUAUGCAAAAAAUGUUACAGUAGUUGGCGAAAAUGAAGAAGUAAUCGAAAAUAAUGGCGGAGGAAGUUAUAAUCAAAAUCAAACAAGUAAUAAUGGGGUAAGAAAUACCCCAAAUCGGUCUUCAUCAACGAGUCCAUGGCCAAGUCCAUAUCCAACUGGAACAAAUAACAGUCCAUUACCAGGUGGGGUAACACCUUCACCAGCAAGAUCAGGAAAAUCAACCCCAAGGAGAUUUUUUGGUAAGUUCCCACCACCAUCCCCAGCUAAACAUAUUAGGGCAGCCUUAAGGAAGAGAACAAGUAAACCUAAAGAAGGUCCGAUUCCUGAAGAAGGAUCAGAAGGAGGUGGUGGAGGAGAAAGACAAUUAGAUAAAAGUUUUGGUUAUAGAAAAGAUUUUAUGAGUAAGUAUGAGUUAGGGAAAGAAGUUGGAAGAGGUCAUUUUGGGCAUACUUGUUCUGCUAAAGCUAAGAAAGGUGAACUUAAAGGUCAUGAAGUUGCUGUCAAGAUUAUUUCUAAAGCUAAGAUGACAACUGCGAUAUCUAUUGAAGAUGUUCGUCGGGAGGUGAAAAUCUUGAAAGGAUUAGCUGGUCAUAGAAACAUGGUCAAAUUUUAUGAUGCUUGUGAGGAUGCAAAUAAUGUCUACAUUAUCAUGGAGUUGUGUGAAGGAGGAGAAUUACUUGACAGAAUUUUAUCCAGAGGUGGUCGAUAUCCAGAGCAUGAUGCCAAAACUAUUAUUGUUCAAAUUCUAGGUGUAGUUGCUUUUUGUCAUUUGCAGGGUGUUGUGCACCGAGAUUUAAAACCAGAGAAUUUUCUAUUUACAACUAGAGAUGAAGAUUCUCCAUUGAAGAUCAUUGAUUUUGGUCUUUCUGACUUUAUAAGACCAGAUGAAAGACUCAAUGAUAUCGUGGGGAGUGCAUACUAUGUUGCACCGGAAGUCCUUCAUAGAUCCUACAGUCUCGAAGCAGAUAUUUGGAGUAUUGGCGUCAUAACAUAUAUCUUGUUAUGUGGAAGCAGACCUUUUUGGGCACGAACAGAGUCAGGAAUUUUUCGCGCGGUGCUGAGAGCUGAUCCUAAUUUUGAAGAUUUACCUUGGCCUGUGGUAUCUCCAGAAGCCAAAGAUUUUGUAAAAAGGUUUCUGAAUAAGGACCACAGGAAAAGAAUGACUGCAGCACAAGCUCUCACUCACCCAUGGUUACGGGAUGAACACCGCCCUGUGCCACUGGAUAUAUUAAUUUAUAAGUUAGUCAAGUCGUACCUGCGUGCUACACCAUUCAAACGUGCAGCCCUGAAGGCUCUAUCAAGAGCUUUGACAGAGGAUGAGCUUUUGUACCUUAGGGCUCAGUUUAAGCUGUUGGAACCUAAUAGAGAUGGGAAGGUUGGCCUUGAGAACUUCAAAAUGGCCCUCGUGCGGUAUUCAACUGAUGCCAUGAAGGAGUCUAGGGUGCCUGACAUUUUAAGUGCACUGGAAGCGCUCGCUUACAGAAAGAUGGACUUUGAAGAAUUUUGUGCUGCAUCGAUCAGCACAUAUCAACUAGAGGCUCUUGAUGGGUGGGAACACAUUGCAAGUACAGCUUUUGAAUUUUUUGAACAUGAAGGAAACAAAGUAAUCUCGGUUGAGGAACUGGCGAGGGAGAUGAAUCUCGGUCUUUCAUCCCAUACAAUCCUUAAUGAUUGGAUAAGACAAGCCGAUGGGAAGCUAAGUUUCUUAGGAUAUACCAAAUUUUUGCAUGGUGUGACAAUCCGUAGCUCAGUUACAAGACAUCAAUAGUUUGUACUGAAGGGCGGCUGUUAACAAUUGUUUGAGUAUCUAUGACUUUGAAAAAAGGGAUUAUACCAAUUUUUUUCCAUUUUUAUAGAGAAAAUGUCCAUCUGUAUAGAAUUGUUGUUUAGCUAGAUCUGAGAUCUUCUUCAGGGAGUGUCUCUCUUCAGGUCACAUGUAUGAUUCAUCUGUCUAUGGUGUGCUGACGGGCGGGGCAGCCAAACUGGUUGAUUAUGAGCCAUUCAAGUGAGUAAUCAAUGAAGCGGUAUUUAUGGCCUCAGCUGAUGUUUCCUAAGAAGAUAAUGCUGAAGAUUUGAAGUUCCCCUAGAUCAGAACUUUAGGAACGGGAAGCGCUGUGGAGUGUGCUUUAUCUCAGCUGAUAUGAUAAAAAAGAAUGCGAAUUUCAGGUUGGAGCUGUUAAUUCUAGGAGAAGCAAGUUCAGAAGACACUCUUGUGUAGUCAUUUUGCAUCUCUUGCUCGUGCUUAAAGUUGGUUACUACUGGCUACAUAUUAGUGUUGGAUGGAGUGAUAAAGAUUAAAGACUAUAGUAACAGUAAGCAAAAUAAUGGAACAGAAACUUCACUGGGCUUCAUUUUUCUAGUCAAA
Papaver somniferum (opium poppy) is the source of this 2728-nucleotide messenger RNA. RefSeq names its product CDPK-related kinase 3-like. Gene Ontology annotation, molecular function: calcium/calmodulin-dependent protein kinase activity; ATP binding; calcium-dependent protein serine/threonine kinase activity. Bases 353 to 2131 code for a protein of 592 amino acids. Lineage: Eukaryota; Viridiplantae; Streptophyta; Magnoliopsida; Ranunculales; Papaveraceae. Gene Ontology annotation, biological process: peptidyl-serine phosphorylation; protein autophosphorylation; intracellular signal transduction. Gene Ontology annotation, cellular component: cytoplasm; nucleus. The record is from RefSeq and is a predicted model, not a curated record. The transcript has 11 exons.